This is a messenger RNA of Cephus cinctus (wheat stem sawfly), 635 nucleotides long. RefSeq names its product kininogen-1-like. Lineage: Eukaryota; Metazoa; Arthropoda; Insecta; Hymenoptera; Cephidae. Bases 27 to 554 code for a protein of 175 amino acids. The record is from RefSeq and is a predicted model, not a curated record. Gene Ontology annotation, cellular component: extracellular matrix. The transcript is spliced from 3 exons.
UCGCCGACAAUUUUCGAGAAGGAGCAAUGGCUUUCAAGUUUGUCCCUGUGUUGGCCUUAGUGGCCCUGAUGGUAUCUUGUGUGGCUGCACACAAGGCUCACUCUUUCCAACAUUACCAUGGACCGGUAGAGGGUGAGGGUGUCAAAGUUGUCUGGCAUGACAAACACGGUCACGAAGACCAUGAUUACAAGGCUCAUCCGAAGUACGAGUUUGCUUAUGGAGUCGAAGAUCAUCAUACUAAAGAUUUUCAUGGUCAAAAGGAACACAGGGACGGUAAGGACGUAGCUGGAGAGUACACUCUUCAUGAACCCGGCGGCAACGUCAGGACGGUCAAGUAUCACGCUGACCAUCAUGGCGGUUUCCAUGCCGUUGUUCACAAUUCCGGUGGAAACGACCACUCCGGGGGAACCUACGGUGGACACGGUCAUGGGCACGGGCACGGGCAUGGGCAUGGGCAUGGGCAUGGGCAUGGGCAUGGGCAUGGACACGGACAUGGACAUGGGCAUGGGCAUGGGCAUGGACACGGACACGGCGAUGACGAUGAUCACCAUUAAUAAAUCACGGAGGCGUUACUGUGAUAUAAAUUGUUGUAAAUUGUUAACUCGUUCUUAUAAAUAAAUCGUUUAUACUGUCAA